Messenger RNA from Chelmon rostratus (copperband butterflyfish), 4491 nucleotides. It is a transcript of the gene ppp1r26, whose product is annotated as protein phosphatase 1, regulatory subunit 26. The coding region runs from base 462 to 3980 and encodes 1172 amino acids. The record is from RefSeq and is a predicted model, not a curated record. Lineage: Eukaryota; Metazoa; Chordata; Actinopteri; Chaetodontiformes; Chaetodontidae. The transcript is spliced from 5 exons. Gene Ontology annotation, biological process: negative regulation of phosphatase activity. Gene Ontology annotation, molecular function: protein phosphatase inhibitor activity.
AAGUUCCUUUAGAGGUUAUUGUACGGUUAAUUGUUCCCGGAAAAGUCUGUUUUUAUUUAUUAAUACAGCAUUAAAAUACAUAUAAAUGUGUUUUCUGCUGUAAUAAUGUCAAAUAUAGUUAUUUAAAAGCAAGCGUUGAUGUUUUCCGGGGGAAAAAAAAAACUGCCGAUGCCGUAUUGGAAAGGGAUCCAUGCUUGGCUGGACUCAGGGUUUGAGGAAGCUUGUCCGCCCGGCAGUCGGAGCGGAGGGGGGACUCGACGGCGAGAGCUUCAGGCGGUGUGUGAGCUGCUGACGGACGCCGAGAUAUCUCCGCGACGGCUUUUCCUGAUACCUGCCGACACAGCAAUGAACACACUCUUACCGUAGCGGUGUUUUUUGUGUCGUAUCCAGAUUGAACAAUGUGAUUGUGACCGGAGGCAGCUGCACUCCAAUGGUCAAGGACCUCACCUCACUUCACUAGAAUGUACUUGAUGAAUGUACCUCCUGUCGCAGCGACGCAAACAGAAUGGAGAACAUGUGGCCCACCUGGAGGCUAUAGCCUUCCUAUUCCUAUCUGCUUCAAUGACUCUGACACUGAGUUGUCCACCAGAGGCGCACCUAUCUCAGACAAGGUCCAGAUGAUCAUAGAGAGCCUUAGGAGCACCCAGUCCUCACUCGAGAUGGGCGACGAGAUCGAGGGAAACGUGCUAUCAGGACAGGAGGGUCAUCCCCAAGUCUGCAAGGUCGCAAUGGGUUCCUAUGUGGGAGCCAAGUCCAAAACAAAAGGUCCCACUGAAAAGCAGCAGGCAGGUGUUUCCUCCCCAGUCGACCACGAGAGCAGUGACUCUGACAGCGAUGAUUCAGUGGACAGAGGAAUUGAGGAGGCAAUACUGGAAUACCUGAAGGAAAAGGAUGAUCACAAACGCAAGGCAGAACCGUGCUUCACCUUUCUCCCAUCAACCAAAAUUCCCAGGAAGAACCCACCCAUUCCAGAGGUUUCCAAACAGAGCUCUGACAGCAGUACGUUCUUGAUUGCCAGUAACCAGUUUCCGAAAAGUGUCAAAGCUGAGACUCUCACAGCACCAGCUGUUGUACCUAUAAAGAAGUAUAUCAAAAACAAGGCGUCCCUAAAUGACAACACAGUUAAAAAAUUGGAUUCAAGUACAACAACCAAGAGCGUAGUCUUGCCUAAAGAGCAGACAAAGAGCCCCUCUAAAACAGUCAGCCUCGUCAACAAAGUAAAGUGCCCAGUCGCAGUAAAGAUGGAGGAAGACUCUAAUGAUUCCAGUAGCGAUGAUGGCAUAGAGGAGGCCAUUCAGAGAUACCAGUUAGAGAAAAGGGAGCAGCAGAACAAAAGGGAAACUUUCAGUCCACACGCAUUCAAAGAGGAGUCUGACUCCACGAGUGAUGACGGGAUCGAAGAAGCUAUACGCUGCUACCAGCUUGAGCAGCUCAAGGAGAAGAGCGUCCUGAAACCAUUGUUGCACAAGCAGAAACCCUUUAGCAAGUCAUUAAUACAUGCUGUUGGAAGUACAAGCACGGAAAACAUGAAGAAACUCAAAGCGAGAAAGAAAAAGCCCAGAAGAGAGAAAGAAGUGAAAUCUGUUCAACCGCCUCCCUCAUCUGUUUUCAUACCCAAGAAUACACUUCCAGAGAGCUCCAAGUGUAAAGGAAACGGAUUACUUUUGUUUAAAGUGGAGAGUUAUAAGGAGCAACCCAACCCUACCCCUGCCCCGCCAAAGGUAAACACAACAGCAGAGCUCAUGUGUGCUGAGGCAAUACUGGACAUCUCAAAAACUGUCAUGCCUGUGGCCUUCCAUCACAGUGUCGGCCUUAGCAGUUGUGCACCCUCCGAAUCUUCCUUGCAACCUUCGCUCCCUGACAACUGUCCCGAUGAGGAAAGUGAUGGCAGCUCCAUCGAUAGUGAAGAUGGAAUAGAGCAAGAAAUCAGGAAAUUUCUGGAGCAGAAGGGCCAAAUGCACAAACAGCCGCCCGGCCCUGCUACGACUCAAGAGCCCCACAGUGUAACUGAACCAGAGGAAGCGAAAGCAAAACAAGUUGCAACCCAAAAGAAGCCUCCGAGGUUGUCUUUGACACACAGAAGAAAACACAGAGCAGAAAAUUGUAGCAUUUCCAACACAUCAGGGACCGAUAACAAUGUUAAAGAAAUGCCCCCCGAGCCUUUACCCGAGCAGGGGAAAGAAUCGAGCCCAGUUUGUUUUCCCAGAAAAAGUCAAACACACCCACAACACAAGACAGAGCAGAGUGGAGAUAAAAGCAGCUCACUCGACAGCGAUGAGGACCUAGACACCGCAAUAAAAGACCUGCUCAAGACAAAAAAGAAGUCAAAGAAAAAAACAAGAGACUUAAAGCGAAAAUCAAGGAAGUGCCUCAAGGAUGAAGAACCAAUGCUGGGAAAUGCUCUACAGACCAAAAAGUUCAAACCCGAUCCUACUAAAAAGCGGGCUGCUUUGAAAAAGGUACACAAGAGUAAGAAUGAGAUGAAAGACAAGUCUGGGUUGAGCAAAAUGGGCGUUUCACAGCAUAAACAAACUAAUAAGAGAGAAGAGCUUGAUAUGCAUGAAGGAGAAACACAGAAAUUGAAAGCAGCUGAGGGCCAAGACCCCCCGCUGUUGCACAAUACUCAGACCGCGCUGCAGAUAAAGGAAGACAGCAGUUCAGUUGACAGCGAUGAUAGCAUUGAGCAAGAGAUCAGACGGUUUCUGGCUGAAAAGGCCAAAGUUUCAACAGCAGGGAAAAGUAAAGAUGGAGACGUAUCGAGGAACGGCACUGGCGCGGUUUUUACCCCGCUUCAAAAUCAAGACAUUAAACAGGAAAAUCAGCUGGCUGAUAUUCAAAGAAAAAGUAUCAGUCCUCUCUCUGGACAAUCCCCUCCGAUUAGUCAGCCUCGUCAAACGCCACAGAGUUCGCUUGCAGAUAUCUCUACUGUCAGCGCACAAUCACACCUGACCUCAGCCCAGUCCUGCAGCCCUGGUCUUUUGGAGCCAGCAGACGGUGCAGGGGCCGCUAGAACCGAGCAACAGAGGCCCAGCGCUGGGAAAGGCGGCGUCCAGGCCGUCACCCCACAGGUGGAGCGAGUUCGGUCGGUUUUGAGUCCUAACAUUGCUCAUUCCCGCUCAGAGUCACUCAAGUGGCGCCAGAGCCUUGGACUCCUCAAUACUGACACUAGGACUCUCAGUCGAACUCCAUUCCAUAUCACCUCAUCUAAAAUCAGCGAGACUGCAUCGGCAAGUCCACCAUUUCAAAGCGGGAUCAUCACCCCCAGAUCACAAACUCCAGCCACUGUUUGGUCCUCUGCAAGGACCUGCAGAGCACAUUUCCCCUGCUCUGGAGAGACAACUGUAAAUACCACAUUCAGAUCCCCUGUUUUAAAUCUUUUAUCUACUGCCACGCAGCAUCCAAGGGUGUCCUUCACACGGAGCCUUGCGCCUGGCCACAGGACGCAGUGCCCCGUGGAUGGAGAGGCAAAGAGCACGGUGCAUAUGCCCAAGGACAAGAGUGCAUUUGUUGAGCUGGAAUCUAAUAGGACCAACCAUGUCCAGGUUCGAAGCAGGGAAAGGAGCGAGGGAAAGGAGAGGCCAGAGUUGCUAAGUGAGAGAAAAAGAGAAGGCGAGACCAUGAAGAUAGAUGAUAAAGAAGUACAUCUAGAAAAAACAGAGGAAGAGUUUAUAGAUGAGGCAGAUUGUGAGUCAGACAACAGGAGAAAUCCAGAGAAGAAGCAGGGCUUUUCUACAUUGUCGUUGUCAAGUGCCAUUGACCCUGGCAUCACCUUCAGACCUUGCAUAGCGCUUAACACAGACGAGAGAAGCAGGAUGUUCAACAGGGGCUACCUAGCAAAAAAGUACAAGAAGGGGGUACCUUCUCUCUGUAGUGCUGCUGAGCAGAACAUGACUGUGCAACGUGUCAAAAGAAAGCUUCAGUUCAUUCCAGUCAGCAGGAGAAAUGAAGCAGCCAGUCACCACCGCAACAUAACAGAAUAAAACUCCAUACUGCAUUUGAAGCAUGCAUGUACAUGACUGUGUUUGAUGUUACAGUAUAUGGGUUGUCGAAUAAUUAUUUUGCACUUUAUUGUUUUUGGAGGUGUGCUGUUAGUUUUGAUGUUGCAGGCCAGGGGCAACUUUGUAUGUUUGUACUUUUUAUAUAUACCAUUUUCUUAGUUGGGUUUUGAAAAAAGAAGUUUUGUAAUGUUGUAAAUUAUAUAAAAGGGAGAAAAAAUAUAGCAGUAGGAGGAACAAAGUUUGCUUGUUUGUUAAUAUAGCCAAUUCUGGGCAUUUCUUCUUUUUGCAGCGUUUUUCUAAAAAGUAAGUCUUAAAGCCCAGAAACUACCAGAGUACGCUGCCAUUUGUCUUUACCACAUUUUCCUAAUUAAUGAAAGCGUUCUGGUGUCAAGGUUUUUGCUAGCUGCUAUUCUUUAAAACUCAUAUUGGGCUGUUCCAUGUGUUCUGUAUCAGGAGUUACGCCCUUACUUUAACACUGGCUGUCACAGCUUCU